This is a messenger RNA of Hydra vulgaris (swiftwater hydra), 2268 nucleotides long. Its product is annotated as protein Mdm4. The record is from RefSeq and is a predicted model, not a curated record. Gene Ontology annotation, molecular function: ubiquitin-protein transferase activity; zinc ion binding. NCBI's taxonomy places the organism in Eukaryota, Metazoa, Cnidaria, Hydrozoa, Anthoathecata, Hydridae. Gene Ontology annotation, biological process: protein ubiquitination.
UAAAAAUUGUCAUCAGAUAAAUUAAAUGGCGGUCGUUUAGAUAAUCUCAUUCUUACGAAACGCGUCUUUUGCAUGUCUGGCUAUGUUAUUAUUUACAUAGUUACAAGAAACGAUGAGACACCCUUUGCAUCAACAACAUCAGAUUGAAGCUAUAGAUCCAAAGACUAUUUAUAUUGAAUAUAACGGUGAAUGGCAGUGUGACAAUUGCAGUACCCAAUACGGCAGUCAAGAAAUACCAUACCACUGUAAAGAUUGUGGAUAUGAUUUAUGUAAUACAUGUGUACAGCCAAAACGUCAUCUAAGACAUAAUCAUGAUCUAUAUCUUGCUAAAAUGACAAUAGUUUAUCCCCAAUUUCAAGGCCAUUUUAAAUGUGACGCAUGUGAACAAAACAAAGGUGAAACAAUAGGAGACGCAUUAGCAUACCAUUGUUUUGAUGAUCAAUUUGACUUAUGUAAAGAAUGUUUCCAAGGAAAAAAAUUCGUUAUUCAUGUUCAUGAUUUGAUGCCAGUUAAUGCUGCUUUAGUUUAUGAAAAUUCACCUGGUUUAUGGGUAUGUGAUACUUGUAAGAAAACUGGUGCUCAAAUGAAUACAGACUACAGCUGGCAUUGCUCUCAGUGUGAAUUUGAUUGUUGCAAAAACUGUCUUAAAAGUGUUAAUGUUAGUGACCAUGAGCAUCCUCUUAAACGAUCAGACCCUUACGUAGUAUAUUCAAAUUAUAAUGGUCACUGGAAAUGUGAUAAAUGCAGUAAUGAUUAUCCACCAGGGGAAAGAAGUGAAAAUAAGCCUUAUCAUUGCUUUGCUUGUGGGUAUGAUAUGUGUGAAUACUGCUACAAUGCAAUAGAAGCUGACCAUGGUUAUGAUGUAACUGGCCCUCCUGCAUCAGCAUUUCGAGAUCAUGAUUUUGGUCACUCAAAGAUCAAAUCGCAUGAACCUCCAAUGGAGAUAACUGAUGAUGAUGUUCCAGAUGAUAAUUUGGAUGACUCACAAAAAUGUAUUGUAUGUUAUGGAAGGCCAAAGAAUGCAACUAUUGUGCAUGGUUCUACUGGUCAUGUGUGUUGUUGUCUCUCAUGUGCUUAUAAAUUGGAAAGACGAGGUGACAGUUGUCCUAUAUGUCGAGCACCAAUUGACAGAGUUAUCAAACAUUAUACAUCCUAAUUUUAUUUAAACUCGUUGUUUAUUUUUUGUGUAAAUGACUCAAGGUUUUCUAAUAAAGUUGUUAUCUAAAAAAUAUUGCUCAAUUAUUUUUUCAUAAUUAAGUGAUUAAGCAAUACUAUUUUAUUUUUUAAAUACAGAUUAAAUACAGAAUAUUAGUCACAAAUUCCUUUUUUUUUUUUUCUAUAAUUAAAUGUUUACAAGUUUUAGUAUGAUAAGUUCGCAGUUUUAGUAAUUACUUUUUUGAAUUUUUAAGAAGGUUGUUUUGUUUUUUUUUGGCUUUUGGUUUUUCUUUUUUUUUUUUCCUUUUUUUUUUUUUUUAUUAAAAAUAUACUUAUCUUUAUAUGGUUUUUCUUUUGUACUUGCCCUUGGUUGCAUGGACAAAAUUGUUUUGUUAGUAUUAUUACCUCUUAAAUAUUUAUUAAUGCUACAAAUAUAUUUUAAAAAUUGAACAGAUUUAAUGUGCAAUAUUCUUGGAAGAUGAAAAUGAAUGGGAAACGUUUUAUUUUAAAAUGAAACACAUGCGGGUGAAGUAUUUAAAUGUAAAUUGGAAAUGUAGAGAUAAUGUAUAUUUCUUAUUUUAUAUUCUUAACUUAAGCAUUUGUAUAUAAGUUUUUGAAUUUUUUUUUUUUUUAAUUUAAAACCAUAAACCUCAAGUUUAAUCAGAUUUUAAACAAUUUGUAUUAUUUAAUUAUGUAUAAACGAUUGGUCAGCAGUUUGUACAAACCUUGGGUUAACAAUGUGUACAAAAUUUUGACCAGCAGUUCUUAACUUACAUUUUUUAUGUAGAAUUAAUAUUAAAUUACUCCAAUAUCUAAAAUUAUUCUUUUAAUUUUUUGAUUCUAAAAUACAACAAUUUAUUGAUAUGUAGUUUUGUAAAUUACACAAAUUCUUUUGAUUGGUUUGUAAAUAUUUUUAUUUUGUUCUUGUUAUUUUAUAAAUUUAGAAGUACUUUCUUUUAUAUGAUUGUGACAUUUAUAAGAAUAUAUGUGUAUUUCAUUUUUUAUAUCAACUUAAAUUAAAAUAGUUGUGUGAUAAUUAUGUCUUACUGUAGUUAUGAUAAUUAUGUACUACUGUGAUUUGUGGAAUAAAGUUCACUUAUAAAUAUAAUAAAU